Messenger RNA from Gossypium raimondii (Peruvian cotton), 3935 nucleotides. RefSeq lists its product as uncharacterized. The coding region runs from base 3036 to 3746 and encodes 236 amino acids. The record is from RefSeq and is a predicted model, not a curated record. The transcript is spliced from 3 exons. NCBI's taxonomy places the organism in Eukaryota, Viridiplantae, Streptophyta, Magnoliopsida, Malvales, Malvaceae.
CCUAUUCUGUGCACAACAGUAAUUCACUAAUUUGGUUCAUUGUUUAAGUGAUUCUGCAGAAUUCUAUUGCACCUUUAUUCCCUCAACUCUUGUAAUAGAAAUUCAGGGGUUGGGGGUCUGAAUUGCUAUUCAAAAUCACCCGUAAUAACAUUUUUCCUUUUUUGGACCAAAAUAGCCUACCUCUCUUAUUCAUCGUUUUCACUUUCACUUCAGCAGAUUUCUUCCUCGACAUUUAUCCCCAAAGUGAACCCUAGAAAUUAGCUCCUUAAUCGACGACAAAUCAAGCAUUCAUUCGCCAUCUUCAUCUUCAUCUUCCUUCUAGUUGAACCUCCUUAUUUACAGUUGGAAUUUGUUGUUUGUGGUAAAUGGGUUGAUGGGGUUUUGGAUUUUGAGCUUUGAAUCAGUUACAGAGUUUUUGAGCAAGAAAAAGAAAACAAAGGCAGGGUAGAUGAGGAAUCUUUUUACUAGUAAAUUUGCCAUUGCUUUGGUUUUUUUUUUCAAUUUUGAUUCUGAAAUGUUGGGCUAGUUACAGUGUAAGCUGAACAAAGAAUUUCAGUUGAGAAAAUAAUUGAAGUUAAAUUAAAGAGAAAUUCGACAUAUGUGCUAAUACGCUUUGUUUAUUUUUGAAUCUUAAUGCUUAGAGAAUCAUAAUUUGCAUAGAGAUUUAGCUACUGCAUCAGGUUUUAGAUAAUGUUUUACUAGCAUCAUUAGGUUUUUGUUUAAUCUUAUCAAUUAAACAUUUGAUUGAUAAUUUUAUUUUUUGGGGAUUUUAAUUAAUUGGAUAUUGGGUUUGAACGUUUGAUUAGUUUAAUGUAGAUGUAGAAUAUGUGGAAAUAUUUGGUAACAGCUAUCCUGAAAUUUGAUGUAUCAAUCCUUUGUGAUGCUGAAUGGCCAAUGUUGGGAAUUAGGGUUUUGGGUCCUCUUUAGAAAUUAGAUAGAUUUCUUACCUUGCUGCUUGUCCCUAGUUCCGCCAAAAAAAUAUGACCCUAUGUUAGGCCUUUUAUGGAGUUUAGAUGGAAGUUUUAGAUGUUGCAAAAUUAGAUUGCUUUUGGUGCAAUGGUUCUUUUUACUGGAUUUUGUUUAAUGAUGCUUUAUUUGAUACAGUUUGAUGUACUUUUUAGAUCACAUGUUUCAAAUGAGAUGGAUCAGAGUAUUCAAAAGAAUACAGUGAGAUCAGGGUAAUUUUCAAACUGUGUUCUUAACCUUAAAUGCUACUUUUUCUUCCUCUUCUUUCUUUCUUUUUCUUAAAUUUUGUUAGUAUAAUGUUUUAAGUUGAAAGAAGUAAGAGCAUUUAUUUCUUUGUAUUUUCUGCCCUCUUGGAAUGUACCGUAUACAUUAUGUUGUUGUGGUGAACUUUAAAAUUUUAUUGGUGGAGUGUUUUGAAAACUAGGAGGAUAGAGGAUUGGUGGGAAGAAUGAUAGAAAAUGAGCGUAGUUUUUCAUUCAUAUGCUCUCUAGGAAUGAUUUAGAAGUGGAAUGCAAGAAAAUGAUAUACCUACUUAGUUUUUGUUUGUAAUCUUGCCAUCCUUUUUGUUUUGCUGGUUUAAAUAUUUAAGGUCUUAAGCUGCAAUUAGAAGAUGUCAUAGUUAUAAUUAAGAUGUCCUACUGCUGUAUCUUGAUUAAAAUGUAAGUAUUCAUGCUGUAAGUAUUUAUGUUGUCUUAAAACAUUAUCUGAAGUGGAUUAAUUGUUGUAAUUUAAACGAUCUUAAUAAUGAAAUUUUGGUAUCUUAAAAUGAUAAAUUGAGAGGAGUUAUAGCUGUAAUUUAUAGUGCUUGGGUGUCGUGGUUGAAAUGUAUAACUCUGGGAUUGAUAUUGAUGAUGUGCUGGUAAUGAAUAAAUCGAGCUUUAUUUGCCGAAUGACAUGUUAUUUUAGAAAUACAAAUUGAGUGUUGCUAAUGGUGAGUUUUCUUUAAACUCCUUUAUUAUUUCCAUGCUUGAAAUUCUUAUCAAUUUUACAUGGAUAAUUUGGCGAUAGUUAAAUAGGGAAAAAAAUUGUUCUUUACAAAUUUCAUGGUUGCUACUGUUUUGUAUUGGUUAAACUCGUUUAUUUCGAAUUUAGUUGUUGUCCAAUUAGUGCAAAAAUUUCCUGUUGCUCAAGCAAAGUAGAUGUUGUUGCUGCUCGUUUUUGUACUUUUAAGGCCCUAUUUAAGUACUGCAAUUUGAAAUGUUUAGUUGUUGGAAAUUGAGAUGUUUUAUUCCUGUAAUGGAGGUGUAUAAAUGUUGUUAAUAGAGAUGUUAAAGUGCUACAAAUUGAAGUGUUUAAAUGCUGUAAAUUGAAGUGUUAAAGUGUUGCAAAUUGAAGUAUUUAAAUGCUGUGAAUUGAAGUGUUAAAGUGCUGCAAAUUGAAUGUUUAAAUGUUGUAAAUUGAAGUGUUUUAAGUACUGAGGUGUAUAAAUGUUUUUAAUUAGGAUGUUAAAGUAUUGUAAUAGUUAUAUUUAAUAGAAAAUUUAUUGAAUUACUUUUUCUUUUUUUAAGAUUAUACCAUCCUUUUAAGGCAGUAGCAGAGUUAAGGGGUUGGCAGGCCCCUGCCCCUUACAAUGGGAAAAUUUUCAUUUAGGUUCUUUAUAAUUUAUAAAAUUUUAAAUUAUUAAUAACAAAAUUAAACUUUGGCUUUCUUAAAAAUGAUAAAAAUUUGAUUAAUUCUUUAAAAAUUAUAAAUGUAAUAGGCCAAUUUUGGCCUGGGCCCAAAUAAAAAAUAAAACAAAUUCACUUAAACAAAUGAAAGUCCAAAAAAUUACAGUCCAUUUUUCUUACAAAUAUCAGAGCCUAAUUCAAACUCAAAUUAACCCGUUACAUAUCAAGCCUAAAAUUCUUGAGGAACCAAAAGGAAAUGGGUUCUAGAAGAUGUUGCAUUGGUUGUAUGUAUGGUUGAUUUGCACAAUGUUGGAACCUUUAAUGCUGAUACGGGAUUCAAAGCCGGUUAUUUAAAUGAGUUGGAAAAAAUGUUAGAAAAAAUUUUACCCAAUGCCAUGUUGAAGGUUAAACCUAAUCUUGAAUCGAGGAUUAGGACAUUGAAAAGGGAUUGGUCAAUCGUUUAUGACAUACUUAGUGGAAAAAAACAAUAGCGGUUUUGGUUGGGAUGAGCAUAGGCAGCUUGUUGUUGCUGACGAUGCGGUGUGGAACUCAUAUAUAAAUAGUCAUAAAGAAGCCGAUCAAUUCAAACAUCAUAGUUUCCCUUAUUAUGACCAACUUACUGCCAUCUACGCAAAAGAUCGAGCCACUGGGAAAGAUGCUGAAACAACCGCUAAUAUUAUUGAAGAAAUAGAUGUUGAGGAUGUAGCUACUACAAAUACUCAUGAAGAAAGAAACGAUUUCUAUGGAUGCGAAGUUGAUGUUUCUUUAGAUGACAUGGAUCUUUCAGCUACACAACUGCAACCAGCUAGAAACCAAGAUGAUUCCACAUUUUCAAAGAAGAAAAAAAAGAUUUAUGAUGCAAGUGAUUAUAUUUCUUCUAUUUCAUUUAAUGAUACUACCAUUUUAUUGGCGGAAAACAUACAGACCGUUGGCGUUGAAAUCAGUAGGAGUAUUGCCUCCGAAGUGCUAAUUCAACAAAAUUCAGAAAUGACCAUUCAAGAAAGAGCUCUAAAAUUAUAUCCAACAUUAUGUGAAGUAGAGGGUUUAACUGAGGAUGAGCGCUAUCGCGCAUUGAGCAAAAUUCCAGAUCAUCCAACGCAAAUGCUCAUUUUCUUUAAUUUACCUUCUUCUGUGCGAUUGGAAUGGGUCAGAAGAUUUCUUGCUGACCAUUAAAAAUCAUGGUUGUGUUGAAGAUAUUUUGGUAACUUUUUGUGUUUGUAAUAUUUGGAUGGUAUAAUGACAUGAUAGAAUGUCAUUACAAUGUUGUAACUUUUUGAUGUUGUAAAAUUUUAUAACAUAUGGAUUAUGACAUAUAAACUAAUGAAAUCAUGUAACUUCUUGUUAAUAUAUGAAUAUUAUGUU